Mucor velutinosus is the source of this 819-nucleotide messenger RNA. RefSeq names its product C2 domain-containing protein. Gene Ontology annotation, cellular component: nucleus. The transcript has 2 exons. The record is from RefSeq and is a predicted model, not a curated record. The coding region runs from base 1 to 819 and encodes 272 amino acids. Gene Ontology annotation, molecular function: RNA 7-methylguanosine cap binding; mRNA binding. NCBI's taxonomy places the organism in Eukaryota, Fungi, Mucoromycota, Mucoromycetes, Mucorales, Mucoraceae.
AUGGAUGAUACAGCAGCACACAUGGAUUUAGAUUUGGAGCUCGAUGCUGAAUUGGAGAGAGAACUUGCCGCAGAUUUGGAAUCGAGCACAACAGCACCACAAGCAACCAAGGAGUUAGACGUGAAGCCCAAACUAGACAUGAUGCUCGUUGGCGAUGAGCCCACCGACCGCUUUGAAGCAUUGCCUAGACCAACAGCCAUUUUUCUGCACGGCGUCGAUGAGAUGUCCACUACCGACAUUACAACAUACACAAACUCACCACUGUUGGUCAAGGUUGAAUGGAUCAAUGACUCGUCCUGUAAUUUAGCAUUCAAGACAAAAGAGGACGCCUCACAAGUAGCUCAAACGCUCUUGAGCCAGCCUGUACCAGCAUUGGAUCAUCGCACGCUGGUUGCAGCCAAACCUUUCCAGAAUCAUCCCCUGUCGAUCCGCAUAGCUACCGAUGAAGAUAUCAAGGAGCGAGGCGCUCGUGAACGCAGUCGAUACUACUUGUUGCACGGUGUAGAGGAUCAGCCCUUGAGCGAAGACAGAAGAGAAGCACGCAAAGCACAUGUGGAGCGAAUGCAAAAGAAUGGCGGUGAUGGACGUGAUGUGUUUAGUCGAUUGGGAUCCAAGGUGCCUCCUGUCGAAAGACGCAGCAGUCGAAAUAGAAGUCGAUCUCCCGCAAGAUCAGAAGGCAGAAGCAUAAAACGAGAGAGAUCCGUUGAAAGAGAGAUUCCUAAUCACUUGAAGAGUCGUUUAGGAAUGGCGGUCAAGCCUGAAACAAUGGCUACAGACGAGACAGAGAAAGAGCCUGUGGUCAAGGAUGAAAUGUUGUAA